Messenger RNA from Monoraphidium neglectum, 813 nucleotides. Its product is annotated as Putative lipid phosphate phosphatase 3. Gene Ontology annotation, molecular function: phosphatidate phosphatase activity. Bases 1 to 813 code for a protein of 270 amino acids. Gene Ontology annotation, biological process: phospholipid metabolic process. NCBI's taxonomy places the organism in Eukaryota, Viridiplantae, Chlorophyta, Chlorophyceae, Sphaeropleales, Selenastraceae. The record is from RefSeq and is a predicted model, not a curated record. The transcript has 4 exons.
AUGCCCGGCGCCCCGCCGCCCGCGCCCCGCGGCGGCCCCGCCGGCGCCGCCCCGCGCGCCGUCGCGCUGGCUGUGCACGCCGUGCUGCAGCGCGAGCGCGCGCUCGACUGGUGCGUGGUGGUUGCCGGCGUCGUCAUCGUCGUCGCCACAGACCGCGCCCCCGUGCCCAAGGGGCCGCCGUACAUACUGAAGGCCUCCCUCCCAGACCUCGCCCACCCGCUGCUGCCCAACACGGUCCCGGCCUGGUCCGUGCCGGUGCUCGGGAUUGUGCUGCCCGCGGCGCUGCUUGCGCUGCACUCGCUGGUGUUCCGGCGCCCGACAAGCGAGCUGCACAAGCUGCUCCUGGGCCUGCUGGCCAGCGUGAUGGUUGCGGGCAGCAUCACAAAUUUGCUCAAGAUCUCGGUGCGCCGGCCGCGGCCCGACUUUGUGCCGCGCUGCUGGCCGGACAUGAAGCCCGUGUGGGCCUCUGAGGACGACUUUGGGGGCCGCCCCCAGUGCAGCGGCCAGCCGGCGGUGGUGGCUGAGGGCCUGAAGGCGACGGACUAUUGGCACCACCCGACGGACAUCAUGACCGGCCUGGUCCUGGGGUUUUUCGUGUCGUGGGUGGUGUACGCAUCCGCACGGGAGCCUGGCAGCAGCAUCGGCGGCGGCGGCGGCAGCGGCAGCGGAGGGCUGGGCGCGCCAGGGCGGCAGGCCGCGGAGGACGAGGGCUCGCACCAGCCGUUGCUGCUGCGGGGCGGGGCGGCGGGUUCGGCGGCAGCGUUCGCCAACACGGCGUCGGCACCGCUGCCCAGCGCGCUGCUGCCUGUCUGA